AUGAAGCCUGUGGGAAUGAUUAAGCAUUUACAUGUCGAGCCAUAUAUCUUCGAUGCCUUUCGAAAUCAGACAGACUCCCAGCGAACAUUUCGUGAAGUGAUGUUUCUGCAGGAGUUUGGACGACAUCCGAACGUCAUUAAGCUGUUUAAUAUUCAUAAAGCUGACAAUGACAGGGACAUAUAUCUCGUGUUUGAGUAUAUGGAAGCCGAUUUACAUAAUGUCAUCAAGAAAAUGACCAUAUUGAAAGACGUACAUAAGCAAUAUAUCAUGUGUCAGCUGUUCCGUGCUAUUCGUUUUUUGCAUAGCGGAAAUGUGUUGCAUAGGGACUUGAAGCCAUCAAAUGUUCUGUUGGAUGCUGACUGUCGGGUCAAAUUAGCGGAUUUCGGUUUGGCACGGUCUUUGUCUUCGCUAGAAGAUUACCCAGAAGGGCAAAAUAUGCCCGAAUUGACAGAAUACGUUGCCACACGAUGGUAUCGUAGCCCAGAGAUCUUGCUAGCGGCGAAGAGAUACACGAAAGGUGUCGACAUGUGGAGUUUAGGCUGUAUUCUAGCUGAAAUGCUCUUGGGUCGGGCACUAUUCCCUGGAACGUCAACUAUUAAUCAAAUAGAGAGAAUUAUGAAUACUAUAGCUCGGCCGAGUAGAGCAGAUAUAGAAAGUAUAGGUAGUCACUAUGCUGUAUCGGUGCUCGACAAAAUGCCUCAAAGGCCACGAAAAACAUUGGAAUCUAUGAUUACCACUAAUAAUCCUCAUGCUCUUGAUCUUAUUCAUAGGUUAUUGAUUUUCGCUCCACAUCGUCGCCUUACAGUCGAGCAGUGCCUCGUUCAUCCUUAUGUUCUGCAGUUUCAUAAUCCUGCUGAUGAACCGAUAUUGCCCUAUGAUGUAAAUCUUCCACUACCGGAUCACAUUCAACUAUCCAUUGAUGAUUACCGUAAUAAAUUGUACGAAAUGAUGAAUCAGAAAAAGACCCAUGUUAAACGAAUACAACAUGAAAAAAUCAAAAUUGUAGGUUUUUUUGUUUUCCCUUAA
Molecule: messenger RNA, 1026 nt
Organism: Strongylus vulgaris
Lineage: Eukaryota; Metazoa; Nematoda; Chromadorea; Rhabditida; Strongylidae
Source: the annotation of a GenBank genome assembly